AAAUGACUCGCCUGGCACAGGAGCAGGAGUUAGGAGCCACGUCCCAGUGAGUCCUCCAGAAUUAAGAGCAAAUGCCUGGAGAGGUCCAGUUGCACAGAGCAGCACCGCAGCUCUUGUGAACCACAGGCAUCGACGCCUCUCAGACUUGCUCCUCUGGCCCUGAGCACUCUGCCAGCAUUUCCUACCCCACGAAUGGCUACUCAGAGGAAGCACUUGGUGAAAGAUUUCAAUCCUCAUAUCACCUGCUAUAUCUGUAAAGGCUAUCUCAUCAAGCCAACUACAGUAACUGAGUGCCUCCAUACCUUUUGUAAGACUUGUAUUGUUCAACACUUUGAAGACAGCAAUGACUGUCCCAGGUGUGGCAACCAAGUGCAUGAGACCAAUCCACUAGAAAUGUUAAGGCUGGAUAAUACCUUAGAGGAAAUUAUAUUUAAGCUGGUGCCUGGACUUCGAGAACAGGAACUGCAGCGAGAGAUCGAAUUUUGGAAGAAAAACAAACCUCAAGAAAAUGGACAAGAUGAAAGCCCAAAAGCUGAUAAACCCAAAGUAGAUGAGGAGUGUGAUGAAAAUGAAGAAGAUAAAGACUAUCACAGGAGUGACCCGCAGAUUGCUAUCUGCCUCGACUGUUUACGCAACAAUGGGCAGUCAGGAGAUAAUGUAGUGAAAGGUUUAAUGAAGAAAUUUAUCCGCUGUUCUACUCGAGUGACCGUGGGAACUAUCAAAAAGUUUCUCAGCUUAAAAUUAAAACUUCCAAGUUCUUAUGAGCUGGAUGUACUAUGCAAUGGAGAAAUCAUGGGGAAGGAUCAUACUAUGGAAUUCAUCUAUAUGACGAGAUGGAGACUAAGAGGCGAAAACUUUCGGUGUCAGAACUGCUCAUCUUCGCAAGUCUGCUCACAGGAUGGCACUUUUUAUCAGUCUUACCCUAUGGUACUUCAGUAUCGACCUAGAAUUGACUUCGGUUAGACCAAAGGGCCAGAUCCCACUGAGAUGAAUCCUGCACUAUUUGUUUACCCAUCGACAGAUUGCACAAUGAAUGGAUGUGCCUGGAUUAGGGGGACACAACCAGAUUUUCAGCAUGCAAAUAAGGACAUUGUCUUUCUUAAAAUUGUCAGUUGCAUCUCUGUUGUUUCUAUUAGAGCAAGCCAAGUGCCAUUCUGCUACUGAAAUGUGCAUAAGAUAUUUGUGUAUCUUACGAGUGUGCUGCAAAUCAUAGCCAAAAUCAUGAAGUGUACAGUCAAGAUUCAAAAACUAUGGAAUAUUUUUGCUUGCGUGGUAGAAAAUUUUUCUGGUCCUAAUAUUGAUCACACUAGCAAAAUGGCAGAGUGCUCAUUCCGUGUGGUGUUGCAGUUUCACACACUUACUAUUUUACUGAAUAUUGUUGUUUAAAUCAUAGAGUACUGUACAAAUAACUGAGGAUUAUACCUUGAAAAUAUUUUGUAUAGAAAAUAUAUUUAGAAAAGUGGUGAUUGGGCCACUACCUUUUUCUUGAUAAGCUUCUCAUGGGUCCAGGUAUAGCUCACUCAUGAGUGCGCAACAGUCCUUUUGCAGUAAGUGAAGAUUAAUUACCUUUAACAAGCGAUGUAGAACAUGGUAAUUCAAAACAUUUUAAAUUUUAAAUCUUCUAAAUAAAUUUGGCUAAUAUUGCUUAAAAGCAUCGCAGCCUUUGUGAUUGCACUUUUCUAUGGUUUCCCUAAAGAUUGGAAUUUGGGAUACUAGCUAUUUUUGGAAAAUGGCUUCUGGUCAGAUUACAUUUCUUGUAAUAAAGCCUCCAUGGAAAGGAAGUUAAAA
This is a messenger RNA of Balearica regulorum gibbericeps (East African grey crowned-crane), 1788 nucleotides long. Lineage: Eukaryota; Metazoa; Chordata; Aves; Gruiformes; Gruidae. The record is from RefSeq and is a predicted model, not a curated record.